UUUUCCCAUCACACAAUAUUCUUUUGCGUACUACUUAGCUCUAAAAGAAACAAAAAAAAGAUGGGUAGCCUCAAACGCAAUUCCCUCUUCUUGGUCCUCUCUUUGCUUCUCCUGCUCACUUUCUCUGAUAUGGCUGAGGCUUAUAAGAAGCUUCGGCCUUCAGAUUGCAAGCCGAAAUGUACGUACCGGUGCUCAGCAACAUCACACAAGAAGCCAUGCAUGUUCUUCUGUCAAAAAUGCUGCUCAAAGUGUCUGUGUGUUCCUCCUGGUGUUUAUGGUAAUAAGCAAGUUUGUCCUUGCUACAAUACCUGGAAGACCAAAGAAGGAAGACCUAAAUGCCCUUGAUUACUUACUAUAUUUUCGUUAAGAUGUUGGGAUCUUUAAUUGUUGAAUGAAAUGCACUCUUUUUUUAGUGCAAAAUGCCCAAUCAUGGGUAAUUAAGUUAUUGAUAAUGAUCUUGAUUAAAAUCAGUUAUUGCUAA
Mercurialis annua (annual mercury) is the source of this 481-nucleotide messenger RNA. RefSeq names its product protein RSI-1. The transcript has 3 exons. The record is from RefSeq and is a predicted model, not a curated record. NCBI's taxonomy places the organism in Eukaryota, Viridiplantae, Streptophyta, Magnoliopsida, Malpighiales, Euphorbiaceae. The coding region runs from base 61 to 345 and encodes 94 amino acids.